AUGGCCAACAGCAUCAACUUACAUGUUGCAAAUAUCAAUAGACAUGCCAUUUUCAAGGCAAAGUGGUGUCAGUUUAGCGAAGCUGGCUUACUGAAUGUCCUCAUCAAAUGCAUUGUUGCCAUUGUCAACUGGAUGACUGAUGUGUGGCUGCAAUUUGACGACAGCUUUCUCGACGAUAGUCUUGAAAAUGCCAGACUCUUCGAAGGCGCGGAUGACUGCCUGUCCAUUCAUGGCGGCUUGACGAUUGAUGCGUGGCUGCAAUUCGGCGACGACUUUCUCCAUGCCUGUCUUGAAAAUGUCAGACUUUUGAAAGGCGCUGAGGGCUGCCUGUUCGUAUAG
Molecule: messenger RNA, 339 nt
Organism: Fusarium verticillioides 7600
Lineage: Eukaryota; Fungi; Ascomycota; Sordariomycetes; Hypocreales; Nectriaceae
Exons: 1
Coding region: 1-339 (112 amino acids)
Source: RefSeq, a predicted model, not a curated record